AUGAAUGCUAAAAACCAUAUCUCCUUGUACAGGUCAAUCAUAACACCCACAAAACUAAGACUCACAAAGAAACUACUAGCGAUCCUGACAAGAACGGCAGAAGGUACCAUGGGACAGCUCACAAAAAGCCCGAACGUUGACCGCCAAAACGAGAAACGGCGCGAAUUGGGGCGAGAGGAAGGAGGCCGCAGGCGGCGGGGGGCGGAGAGAGGCGUCGAGGAGCGGAAUGCGGAAGCCCUAGCGGUGGACAUGAGCGAUCGGGAAAUCGAGCCACGCCAAGCCAUUUGUCGCUGUUGUUGCCUGAGUUGUUCGUGUGGAAACUGGAAGAAAUGUGAGGUGAGGGUUUAUGAGUUUAUCACAUCAGACAAGGGUUUUAGAGGAAUAAUUCGGUGCGACGCACGCACUUGA
This is a messenger RNA of Striga asiatica, 408 nucleotides long. NCBI's taxonomy places the organism in Eukaryota, Viridiplantae, Streptophyta, Magnoliopsida, Lamiales, Orobanchaceae. The record is from the annotation of a GenBank genome assembly.